GCGAUUAAUCGCAAAAAAUCCAUGUGAUUAAUCGCAAUUAAAUAUUUUAAUCGUUGCCCAGCACUAGUAUAUAUGAUCUACAUUAUGUUUGAUGUACUUCCUCCUCCUCCUCCUUCAGGUGAACUACUAUGAGCGCAGCCUGGAGGUGAUGAGACAGAGCAUGGAGGUGGAACGUAAAGACAUCUCUCAGGCCUUCAAGAUGGAGAUCAGUGAGCUGGAGGAGCAGAAAUCUCAGGCGGAGCAGCAGGUGAAGCAGCUGAAGGAGACUCUGGAGAAACUGAGCUCUCAGAUACGAGGAGGAGGAGGAGGAGGGUGGAGCCACGAGCAGGAGCGCAGAAUGCAGCGGGAGGGGGCGGAGCUGGAGCAGAACUUUGCCAGAGAGAUCGGCAACCUGGUCCAGAGACUGAGCUCUGAGAAGGACCAGCUGGAGGCGGAGCUGAAGCUGAAGGCGGACCAGGAAGUGAUGCUGGUCAGGGCUGAAGCAGAGCAGCAGCGCCGCCUCCUCCACCGGCUGCAGGAGCAGAGAGGAUUCUGGGAGGAGCAGAGAGGAUUCUUGGAGGAGCGGCUCGCCCAAUCAGAGCAGGAGAAGAGCUCCGUGGAGGAGCAGCUCCUGCUUCAGGUGACUCAGCUGAAGGAGGAGCUGUGGAACCUCCAGACGGAGUCCGACCGGGUCCUGCGGGACCGGGACCGCCUCUCCGACGCGUUCGUCCAGCAGCAGGAACGGCUCCGAGCCAGAGACCAGACCGUGAAGAGUCUGCAGGACUCCACCAGGAACCGGGUCCAGGGUCUGUCCAAACUGACUGCCGAGCUGGACUCGCUGAAGACGGACCGCGCCAGGCUGAUCCAGGACCUGAAGGACCAGGCCAUGGCUGUGGACAACCUGCAGCUCGAGCUGGACGGUGUCUCUGAGGAGUUGGACGGGAGGAGGAGUGCCGAGGAGGUUCUCCGGGACGCUCUGGAGCAGGAGCGGACCAGGACCUCGCUGCUCCGGUCCGCUGUGGACGAAGACAAGGAGGAGGUCUGUCGUCUGAGCCAGGAGAACAGGAGCUACGCCCGGCUGGUGGACCAGCUCUCCAACCAGAUCGUAGAGAUGGAGGAGGAGAUCUCCACGCUCAGAGACCACCUCGGAGAACUCAGCACUCAGCUCAACGGGACCGCAGACCUGGUCCUGGACUUCCGGAGGCAGCUCAACUCCAAAACCUGCAAGGUGGACCGGCUCCGGGCCGAGGUCGCGGAUGGCGCUGAUCUCUUACGGCGAGCCGAGGCCUCCUCCAGGAAGCAUCACAAAGACCUGGAUCUGACCGGACAGCAGGUCCUCCAGCUGCAGCGGGACCUGCAGGACUCCCAGGACCAGCUGAGGACAGCGGAGCAGGGCUUUGAACGGGAGAAGAGGAAGAUGAUGCAGCAGCUGAUGGAGCUGGAGAAGCUGUUCCUGGACCUGGAGGAGGUGAUGGACCCGGCCAGUCCACACAGGACUCAGCUGGAGGAGGUCCGACUGGAGAACGGAGCUCUUCAGCAGCGACUCAGCGUCCUGCAGCAGGAGGUCACCGAGCUGGAGGACGACGUCGCCAAGAACAGGAGGAGAGUGGACGAGAUGGAGAGAGACCACGAGAGGAGUCGAGAGGAAGAGGAGAGGCUGCACAAAGAGAACUCCAGACAUCGAGAGGAGGUUCUGGAUCUGAGCAGCAGGAACCUGAAGCUCAGCAACGACAACGCCGAGCUGAGCGCCCAACUCCGUGGACACCAGGAGUCGGUCCGGAUGCUGAGGGAGCGCCUGGAGACGGUCUCCAAGGAGAAGGAGGAGGAGGAGACCACGGUGCGGCGGCUGCAGGAAGCAGCGUUGCAGCAGGAGAAAGAGAAGCUGCAGCAGGAGGCCGUCUGGACGCAGGACAGAGAGCUGCUGGACAGACAGAUCAGCUGCUACCAGGAGAAGGUGACUGCUCUGUCGUGUCUGGAGGCGGAGCUUAGCACUGUGACUGUGAAGCUGCAGAGUCUGGAGGAGGAGAAAGACAAACUGCUGAGAGAAGCUGAGGAGCAGAACAACAAGGUGGAGGCGCUGCAGCGGUCGCUGCUCUCUAUGGAGGAGGAGGCGGAGCUACUUUGCUCUCAGACACUUGGCCACACCCAGGAGACACUAGGCCACGCCCAGGAAGUGAGCGGGCAGCAGAGGAAGGUGGAGGAGCUGCAGAGCAGCGUCAGGAAGCUGGUGAAGGAGAAGGAGGAGCUCCAUCAGGCUCUGGAGGAGCAGGAGGAGACUCACAAACUGAGAGUCCAGAACCAGGAGCUCCAACACCAGCUGUCAGAGCUGCAGGUCCAGAGUCUGGAGGUCCAGAAGCUGAACCAGGAGCAGCAGAACCUGAAGACCAGACUGAGCGAGCUGCAGACAGAGCAGACGCAGGCUCAGAACCAGGCGGAGCUGGUUCAGGUGCAGCACCUCAGGAGGCUGCAGGAGGUGCAGGGGCGGGCCGGAGACGACCACAGGGAGCAGGAGGAGCUGCUGAGGGCCCGGCUAGAGGAGGAGCAGAGGAGGAGUCACCAGCUGGAGGAGACCCUGAGGCUUCAGGCCCAGCAGAGCAGCUCCCACAUCAGCAUGAAGCAGGACCAGUACGAGAAGGCGCUGUCCUCCCUGCAGAGGAGGAUGGAGGAUCUGGAGAGCACCCUGAAGGGGGUCCGUCUGGUCCUGCAGGAUAAGGUCCAGCAGCUCAAAGAGCAGCUGGUGAAGAACUCAAAGACCAGCUCUCUGCUGAAGGACGUGUACGUGGAGAACUCUGAGCUCAUGAAGGCUCUGCAGGUCACCGAGCAGCGGCAGAAACACGCAGAGAAGAAGAACCUCCUGCUGGAGGACAAAGUCACAGCUCUGAACAAGCUGUUGAGGGACGUCGUCACUGCAACGCUCCCGUAGCGACUGGUCCCAGACCAGCUUAACCAGACCAGCUUCAGGAUUUAAAGAGACUCUCAGUAAGAAACGCUCAGACAUGAAGGACGUGAAGCUGCUCAUCAACCAGAGUUAUUGAUGGGGAACAGAAACACACCAGUCCUUAUAUGUAUAUAUAUGUAUAUA
This is a messenger RNA of Anarrhichthys ocellatus (wolf-eel), 3061 nucleotides long. Its product is annotated as ninein-like protein. Lineage: Eukaryota; Metazoa; Chordata; Actinopteri; Perciformes; Anarhichadidae. The record is from RefSeq and is a predicted model, not a curated record. The transcript has 15 exons. Gene Ontology annotation, cellular component: centrosome. The coding region runs from base 92 to 2902 and encodes 936 amino acids. Gene Ontology annotation, biological process: microtubule anchoring at centrosome.